CAUUGUGGACUAUUGAUAAAAUUUUAGGUUUUCAGGAAACUCAGGACUUGUGCAGAUAAUUCAGAAUUUGCGAUCUGUUGUCUUGCACUGAUUACAUUAUCAGUCUCCUGCACAGAUGCAUUUUUUAUUCUGAAGGCGACUGAGUUGAGAAAAACCGUCAUAUUUUCUCUCAUGUUUCUCAGUGAGAAUCUGGUAUUAUUUCUGUUCUAUCAGAAUGGACAACGAAUCUUCAACGAGAAUGAUAAACUGCGGAAAUCAUUGCUAGAAGUUCCUUGGAUAGACAAACCCCGAUGGUUGAGACAAGCGAUGCAUAUAAUGCUGACUCAGGCCAGUCGAGACAUGCAAAUCAAACCUUACGGCAUUUUCGCACUCAACUAUAUGUCCUUCAAAGAUUUGAUGAAAUUCACCUUCUCAGUUGGAAACGUUCUAUACACUAAGAAACAACUCACAAGUCAAGGUCAAUAGCAGAUUUGGUGGAUGUGAGCUUUUAAUUUGUGAAUAAAUCGAGCUGGAAAUUGGAGUUGAA
Messenger RNA from Nilaparvata lugens (brown planthopper), 526 nucleotides. Its product is annotated as odorant receptor 43a-like. Bases 172 to 465 code for a protein of 97 amino acids. The transcript is spliced from 4 exons. Gene Ontology annotation, biological process: sensory perception of smell; detection of chemical stimulus involved in sensory perception of smell. NCBI's taxonomy places the organism in Eukaryota, Metazoa, Arthropoda, Insecta, Hemiptera, Delphacidae. Gene Ontology annotation, cellular component: plasma membrane. The record is from RefSeq and is a predicted model, not a curated record. Gene Ontology annotation, molecular function: odorant binding; olfactory receptor activity.